GCGCCAGGGCCGGCCUGAGUUCGGGGCCCGCAGCUCUCCACCCUGCGUCGUGUCCUGGGUUGCGGCGGCCCUGGAUCCGGCGUCAGGGCAGACCGGGCGGACGAGGUGGAACCAGAGUCGGUCAGUCUGGCUGGUGAAAGGCGCGGGGCCGGGCAGUGCGGCGGGUCGUCCAAGUAGGCUUCAGGUACCUAGGAGCCCAGAACUCAGUUUCCUGUCGCCCGCAGGCACUAUGAAGGCACUGAUCUUGGUGGGCGGAUAUGGGACGCGGCUGCGGCCGCUGACGCUGAGCACCCCGAAACCACUGGUGGAUUUCUGCAAUAAGCCCAUCUUGAUGCACCAAGUGGAGGCGCUGGUCGCGGCAGGCGUGGAUCACGUGAUCCUGGCCGUAAGUUACAUGUCUCAGGUGCUGGAGAAGGAAAUGAAGGCGCAGGAGCAGAGGCUGGGAAUCCGAAUCUCCAUGUCCCAUGAAGAGGAGCCUUUGGGGACAGCUGGACCCCUGGCGCUGGCCCGCGACCUGCUCUCUGAGACUGCAGACCCUUUCUUUGUCCUCAACAGUGAUGUGAUCUGCGAUUUCCCCUUCCAAGCCAUGGUGCAGUUCCACCGGCACCAUGGCCAGGAGGGCUCCAUCCUGGUGACUAAGGUGGAAGAACCUUCCAAGUAUGGUGUGGUGGUGUGUGAGGCUGACACAGGCCGCAUUCACCGGUUCGUGGAGAAGCCGCAGGUGUUUGUGUCCAAUAAGAUCAAUGCAGGCAUGUACAUCCUGAGCCCUGCGGUGCUGCAGCGCAUCCAGCUGCAGCCCACGUCCAUUGAGAAGGAGGUCUUCCCUGUUAUGGCCAAGGAGGGGCAGCUAUAUGCCAUGGAGCUGCAGGGCUUUUGGAUGGACAUUGGGCAGCCCAAGGAUUUCCUCACUGGCAUGUGCCUCUUCCUGCAGUCACUGAGGCAGAAGCAGCCUGAGCGACUGUGCUCAGGCCCUGGCAUUGUGGGCAACGUGCUGGUGGACCCAAGUGCCUGCAUUGGCCAGAACUGCAGCAUUGGCCCCAAUGUGACUCUGGGUCCUGGUGUGGUGGUAGAGGAUGGUGUGUGCAUCCGGCGGUGCACAGUGCUACGGGACGCCCACAUCCGCUCUCACUCCUGGCUUGAGUCCUGCAUUGUAGGCUGGCGCUGCCGUGUUGGCCAGUGGGUAAGCCUGUGGGCUGGGACAGGUAGGGAGCGGGCAGGGAAUGCACCUGCUUCACUGGUAAGGCCUAUUCUCUCACCCAAGGUGCGCAUGGAGAAUGUGACAGUGCUGGGUGAGGACGUCAUAGUUAACGACGAGCUCUACCUCAAUGGAGCCAAUGUACUGCCUCACAAAUCUAUUGGCGAAUCAGUACCGGAGCCUCGCAUCAUCAUGUGAAGGGAUGCCAUGGGGCUGGCCAAACCCCCAUUUCCCCCAUCGGCAAGGAGAUCACUGGCUUGGCACAUCAGAAAACCCUGGACUUGUUGCCAUGUGUCGGGGAGGGAUUGGAUAAGGCCAAAACUGUUGGACACCUGCCCUUUCUCAUGGACAUAAACUGGCAGGAUUCCUGCUGGGCCCACCCCACAAACCCCACUCCCUCAAGAAGGGCCAGGGCUUUAUGGAAUAAUAAUUUAAUGCUCACUGUA
Messenger RNA from Galeopterus variegatus (Sunda flying lemur), 1641 nucleotides. It is a transcript of the gene GMPPB, whose product is annotated as GDP-mannose pyrophosphorylase B. Lineage: Eukaryota; Metazoa; Chordata; Mammalia; Dermoptera; Cynocephalidae. Gene Ontology annotation, cellular component: cytoplasm. Gene Ontology annotation, molecular function: mannose-1-phosphate guanylyltransferase (GTP) activity; GTP binding. The record is from RefSeq and is a predicted model, not a curated record. The transcript has 8 exons. Bases 230 to 1393 code for a protein of 387 amino acids. Gene Ontology annotation, biological process: GDP-mannose biosynthetic process; cell wall mannoprotein biosynthetic process.